Haemonchus placei is the source of this 1446-nucleotide messenger RNA. The record is from the annotation of a GenBank genome assembly. NCBI's taxonomy places the organism in Eukaryota, Metazoa, Nematoda, Chromadorea, Rhabditida, Trichostrongylidae.
AUGAAAUCGCUCGGCUGGAACUUUAAAUUGUCUGAUGUCCAACGAUUUCAGGCGUCUGUGGACAAUCGUCUAUGGCCAGUACGGCCGGUGUAUUUCCUAGCAGGAGCAGCCACGUGGACCAAAGUAUGUGCCGUAUCACUGGCGACUGCUUAUGUUCCCGUAUUCUUAUUGCGACAAUUCCUGAAACAUUUCUACUUUUCUUACAAAGGUUUUCUAUUCGACGAUCCCAAAAAGCCCUCGCUGGUCACUCGUUUCUGGGGUCUUUGUCGUCAAUUACUGGCGGUGUCUCCUCCUCUUCUGAAGUCAUGCGAACAUCUUCUACCCUGUCUUCCGUUACCGAAUCUAGAAGACACUGUAACCAGAUAUCUGAAAUCGAUGAAGGGAAUUCUUAGAAGGGACGAGUACGAUUCGUUAAAAGAACAGGCAGACCUAUUUCUGGCAAACGAAGGUCCUCGUCUGCAGCGGUACGCCUGGAUUAUGUCCCUGACGACGUCUAACUAUGUGACUCCCUUCUGGGAGAAGUACGCCUAUUUGUAUAGCAGGCAGUCCGUCCUGGUGAACAGCAGUGUCGCCCACACGGAUUUCCUGGAAGUCCCGGAGCAUCGGAAGGCAACGUGGGCUUACAUGGCUGCUCGGGUUACGUAUUUCGAAGGAAUGUCCCACCUAGCUGUGGAUAGACAAACAAUCAAGCCGCUUGGAUCGGGUCUAGUCUGCUCAUGUCACUACGACAAACUGUACAGUGUAUGUCGCGUUCCUGGGGAAGAAGUCGACAAAUUAGUCAAUUACGGAAUCUCGAAACAUAUUGUGGCUAUUUAUGGUGGUUGUUUCUACAAAGUGAUGUUAUGUGAUGAAAAAAAUCGAAUGUAUAGUAUUGAUCAAUUAUCGAAGAUUUAUGCAGAAAUUUUCUCACGAAAUGAGAAACUUACUGGAUCCGCUAGCAGAGUGGCCGCACUUACAGCUGAUCGCAGAGACGAAUGGGCUCGAAACAGAGAGAAAUUCUUUCUGAGGAACCCGAAAAAUGCAGCAACACUGCACGAAAUUGAAACUGCUGCUUUCAUGAUAGUACUGGACGAUGGCGAGUACUUCAACGAUCCCAAGGAUCCCGACACGAUGUCGCAUUUUUUGAAAAAUAUGCUCGCUGGUAAUGGAGCAAAUCGUUGGGCUGACAAGUCAUUGAAUUACGUGAUUGGAAGGAAUUCACGGUGUGGUGGAACAACUGAACAUUCGAUUGCAGAUGGAGCAGAGUUCGAUCACAUCAUGGAAAACUUCUCUGCAUUCGAGUUCCUUACACCAUAUCCAACUCUGGAAGAACAAAAGCAGAUAGAGAAAAUAACUGAGAAGGACCGAGACGUUACAUUGGCAAUACGUCUACCUGUUGAAGUCACCGAUGAGGUAAGAUGGAUGCCGACUACUGACAUGGCAUGUAUGGCAUGCCUGGUUGACUGA